CCUGUCGAACCAUGGCCAAGAAGUCGUCCAAGGGCUCGAGGGGCUCCAAGGGCUCCAGGGACUCCAAAGGCUCCAAGGGCUCCAAGGGCAAGGGUAGCUCGUCCAAGGGCGGAAAGGGCUCCGGCGGCCGCCGCAGCUCCAAGAAGAACUCGUCCGGCAAGGUGUACGGUGGUCCCAAGUACACGCCACGGCACACGGAUUGCUUCUUCCUCCUCCUGUUCAUUUGCUUCCUCGUGGGAAUGGUGGUGGUGUCGAUUGUUGCUGUGCGCAAGGGUGACAUCAACCGGCUCAUUCGCGGGCGUGACAUGUACGGCAACCUGUGCGGCGUGAAGAACAACGGCGACGGGCGCAACACGCUCGACCACACCUCGCGUGGGGUGCUCAUCUUCCCCAACCCGGUGCGGCUGUCGGUCUCGUACUGCGCGGAGCGGUGCCCGUGCACCAAGGACUCGCCGUGCCCGAACGUCGACUUUUCGAACCCGGACUACUCGCGGCUGCUCUGCCCGUACCAGCGUGACGGGUCGCCGGUGUAUGCCGGCGGACCGUCGAACCCGAGUCACAUUGUGACGUUCAACACGGACGGCAAGUGCUACUGGUGGUUCAACACGCGUGAGAUCAUCAACCGGUGCAUCCCGACCGGCUCGGAGUUCUUUGUCUCGCCCAACUCGAACUCGACGACGUCUGCCGACUCGUCGAACAUUGACAACCUGCGCGACCAGACGACCAAGAUUCUCGGUGACGUGAACCAGACCAAGUACUGGCUGUUCCUGCUUGCGGGCGUGGCGCUUGUGCUCGGCUUUGUGUGGCUCAUCAUGCUCACCCACUUUGCCGGCUUCUUUGUGUGGACGACGAUUGUGCUCAUCUUCCUCGCCUCGCUCGGCGUCACCAUUUUCCUCGGCCUCGAGUACAAGGAGGACCGCGACGAGCAGCAGAAGCUCGAGGCGCAGGGCCGCGGGCAGGACGUGACCAACUCGGAGAAGGCGCAGAAGACGACGCUGAUGGUGCUUGCGGUCAUUGCCGGCAUCAUCACCAUGGUCAUCCUCGUCCUCAUCUGCUUCUUCUUUAACCGCAUCAAGGUCGCUGUCCGCCUCAUCAAGGAGGCUGCCAAGGCUGUGGGCGAGAUGAAGCUUAUCAUCCUCUUCCCGCUCGUCACGCUCUUCUUCCUCAUUGCCGUCCUCAUCUACGGCAUCGCCUUCUGGCUCAUCCUCGGCACCGUCGCCGACGACGUCAACGACUCGGACGGCAACUGGAAGGGCACCAAGUCGGACCGCACACUCCAGGGCAUGCAGGUCUACUUUGUCUUUGGCAUUUUCUGGCUCGUCGCCUUUGUCCUCGCCGCCACCGAGAUGACCUUUGCCCGCACCUUUGUCCGCUGGUACUAUGCGCCCAAGGGCAAGAAGGCCGGCUCGGGUGGCAAGGCCCAGGGCGUCGGUUCGUGCACCGUCUGGCGCUCGUGGGGCACCGUCAUGUGGUACCACCUGGGCACUGUCGCCUUUGGCUCGUUCAUCAUUGCUGUCGUCAUGAUGAUCCGCGCCGUCAUCUGGUUCAUCCAGCGCAACCUCGAAAAGUACAAGGGCAACGACUUUGUCGACAAGCUGCUCAAGUGCCUCGGCUGCUGCUUUGCCUACGUCCAGCGCUUCCUCGAGUUCAUCAACCGCAACGCGUACAUUGUGACCGCCAUGAUCGGCAUCGGCUUCUGCGGCGCCUGCAAGCGCGCCUACCACCUCCUCACCUCGAAUGCCGUCCUCCUCAUCGCCGUCUCGGGCGUCGCCGAGUUCCUUCUCUUCCUCGGCAAGCUCUUCAUCACCGUCUCGGUCGUCAUCGUCGCCGUUCUCAUUUUCCGCUCUGACGACGAGCUCAACUACUGGGCCAUCCCGGUCAUCCUCGCCGCCCUCAUCGCUUACGCCGUCGCCACUGCCUUCCUCUCGCUCUUCUCCAUCGCCAUCUCGACCAUCUUCCUCUGCUUCUGCAACGACAUCGAGUACGCCACCAUCAACGGCAAGGGCGAGGACGAGGUCUGGCCCCAUGUCUCGCCUUCGCUCGACAAGUUCAUCUCCGAGUUCAAGGGAGCCUCGCCCGAGGCUAAGAUGGUCGACGCCAAGUAAGUGUUGACCGUCGCUGGCGGUGACCGCUGUAAAUCGAGCCUCAGCCCC
Thecamonas trahens ATCC 50062 is the source of this 2153-nucleotide messenger RNA. RefSeq lists its product as uncharacterized. The record is from RefSeq and is a predicted model, not a curated record. The transcript has 2 exons. Gene Ontology annotation, molecular function: transmembrane transporter activity. Gene Ontology annotation, cellular component: membrane. Bases 12 to 2105 code for a protein of 697 amino acids. Lineage: Eukaryota; Apusomonadida; Apusomonadidae. Gene Ontology annotation, biological process: transmembrane transport.